AUGAAGCACUUGCAUAGACAUGAGAAAGAAGUGAUUAAUGGCUUCAUCGUUGAUCCUUCACAGACGACUCUAGCCAAGUGGAUUUUUACGCAUUAUCCGGAAACUGCAGUGCAUGUUCAGUCGCAAGACCUAGCGCUUAGGACGAAAGACAUGAACGUUCUCCUUGAUAUCUUCGAGACACUUUCCUACAAGAAGUCGUGUGACAUAUCUGAGGCUCAGCUACGCCAUGUAUCAGAUAAUUUGUCUUAUUUGAAACGCGCAGGUUUUAAGGUGGAAUGGUUAAGGGCAAAGUUUGAUGAUGUUUCUUUGAAUGCUUGUGAAGCAAGGAUUGUAAAACUCAAGGAAGAGGUCAAAAAACAGGAGCAGAUGGUUUCCUAUCUCAAAGAUAUGCUGAAAUACGAAGAGGCCAAGUUGAAGAAGCUAUAG
This is a messenger RNA of Brassica oleracea var. oleracea, 426 nucleotides long. Its product is annotated as MATH domain and coiled-coil domain-containing protein At2g42465-like. The coding region runs from base 1 to 426 and encodes 141 amino acids. The record is from RefSeq and is a predicted model, not a curated record. The transcript has a single exon. NCBI's taxonomy places the organism in Eukaryota, Viridiplantae, Streptophyta, Magnoliopsida, Brassicales, Brassicaceae.